AUGGGCAGCGUAAUUACUGAUGGUAAUUAGCCCCCUCCACCGCCCUUCUGGAGGGGGCUAAUUAGUCCUCUUCUGCCACUGUCUGGCUAUUUAUUAAAGUCCUCCUCCUCUACCGGGGAGGAACAGUCACCCUUUCCACGCGAGGCUUUAGGGGGAAAUAGGCAAGGAGGGGCUCUCAGAAUUGGUCAAAGGAGAAAGCGGACCGACUCAAAGCACGGCUGGGCUGGGCCUCCCACAAUGUAUCUCAAGCCACCCGGAGUGGACCCCCGAGUAAAGUCGAUCUCUGGCCCAAACAGAGUGCCGGGGGGAUCGGUGGCAAAGGAAAGAGAGCCGCCCUGCGUGCUCCUGGGCUUGGCUCCUAUGGCCAGAGGACUGUACCGAAGGCUGCCUUUUCCCCGGAUCUGGGGGAAAGCCCCAUUGAACUGGGUGGAAUUUAUUUUCAGAUAAAUACGGCUGCAAGAGUUGUCACAAGGGAUAUAUGCGUGGCAUUAGAGUAAAAACGUUAAGAACUGUGGAAGUGUAGAAUCUCGGUUUUUAAAAACAAAUAACUGGGGGGAGAGAUGACCUUAGCAGUAACUUUUCCUAAAUGUGCUCUUUAAAAUGCAAUCUGUAUAAAACUUUCCACUGUUUUAAACGAAUGUUUGAGGAUGGUUUUCUCUCUCUGUUGGAUGCCUGAAUUCUAAAGAUGGAGAACCAGCAAAAUUCAAGCCACCUCCAAAGCCAGUCAUUGUUGAUGAAUCAAAGCAUCAUGUAGCGGAGAAACGAUUCUUGAGUCCAGAAUUCAUCCCUCGCCAGCAAAGAAUAGAUCCUCUAAUGUUCUACGUUGAAAGAAGAGAUAUGGUGCAGAGGAGAAAAGUAAUUAAUAUUCCAGAAUUUUACGUUGGCAUCCAGGAUGUCCAGAGAGCCAUACACCUACUACAGGCCCAUGGGUUCAUCAUCAACCUUCAGAAGACCCACCUCUGCCCAUCUCAGUCUCUUCUACACCUGGGAGCCCUCUUCAAUACCUCUCUGAGCUCUGUCCCCCUGCCCCUAGAACACAGGGUGAAGAUUGCAUCCAUCAUAUCCCCUCUGCUAGGGAAGUCCUCAGUGGAUCUCAAGCUCCUGGCCCAAAUCCUGGGCUCCAUGAUUGCCUGCCUGGAAUGCACCCCUUGGGCCAGAUGGCACUCCUGCAUUCUUCAAUGGCACCUACUUCCCUUCCAAGACAUCAUCUCAUCUCUUGCACGCACAAGGGGUUACGUCUUCCACUCAAGCUCCACCUCUCCCUUUGCUGGUGGGUGUCCCCGGCAAUGCAGCAGGUCUUCCUCUGACACCCCUUUCUCACAUCAAAUCUGAUGCCAGCCUCUCCGGCUGGGGGGCUCACUGUCAUAAUCGCUACACUCAGAGCAGAUGGAGCACACUGAAAUGAAAGAACACAAAUUGGCUGGAACUGCGAGCAAUUCCAAAGCCUGGCACUACUGCACUUCUUACUGGUCAUCCAGAAUCACCACAUACUCGUCAGGACGGACAACGUGACAGUGAAGUCACAUGUAAACAGUCAGGGCGGCACAAGAUCUCACUCCCUCGUGGCAGUAUCCUCCCUCCUGUUCAUGUGGGUGGAACAAUACCUCUGAUCUAUAACAGUGGAGCAUUAUGCAGAUGAUGCAGUAAUUUUAUCUCGGACUCCUGUCGGCCUCCGUAGAGCGCUUUGCUCUCUGGCUAAUUUUUGCCAUGAAUACGCUCUGGAAAUCAAUUAUAGCAAGACCAAAAUUAUGGCCUUUGCUAAACACCCAAAGACCUUGAAAUGGUCUUUGGCUGGACAUAAACUAGAACAGGUUAAGACCUUUAAAUAUCUAGGGGUUGUUUUCCAGGCCUCUACGAAAUGCCAAGCACAUCUGCAAUAUGUUACCCAAAAUGCACGUAAAUCGGCAUUGGCCAUUCAAUCAUAUUUCCACCAAGAUGGGGCUCAAUUUGUACCAGCCGCCCUUAAGUUAUUUACAGCUAAAACCUGCUCGAAGUUGCUUUAUGGGUCGCAGUUGGGCCCGUAUACUAACUGCACUCCACUAGAGAUAGUUCAGACAAAGUUUCUGAGAUCUUUUCUACAGAUCCCUAGAUGUGUUCCCAAUGUAAUAUUGAGGAUGGAAACUGGCAUGCCUAAGAUGGAAGCCCGGAUGUGGUUUUCCAUUCUCAGCUUCUGGUUGAGAUUGUCUUUCUUUUCUACAGGCCUUGCUCACUUAAUUUUUAUUGAUAAAUUUAAUUCUAGCUGGAAGCAGUCAAUAUCUUGCCAAAUAAGUUUAUAUGGCUUUAGCCUGGAUGGUCUAUUAGAAAUGGGUUUUUGUCACGCGAGACUGAUAUUAAAGGAGCGGAUCUAUGAUAUGGAAAUGCAGACUGAUCGAUCUUUAAUCUCUAAAGAAGUUUUCCUAGGUUUACAAAUGUAUAAUACUAAACCUGCGAAUUACCUGGGUAAGAUUACUAUCACUAAAUAUUGCAGGAUGUUUACAUUGGCCAGAUUUAAUGUGCUACCUUCAGCUGAAUUAGAAGGUAAAUUUAGAGGGAUCCCAAAAGAACAGAGACUAUGUCCUUGUGGCUCUGGAGAACAGGAGUCUAUCUUCCAUAUCUUACUCUGCUGUCUUUUUUAUAGGGACUUACGAACUUGUUAUAUUUCCUCCUUACUGACUGAUUUCCCAGGGCAUACAGAUGCAUUUUACGUCAACUAUCUGCUCUCAGAUCAGAAGGAGGAAGUAACAUUUAAAGUUGCUAAGUUCUGUGAGGCAGCUAAGAAGGCUAGACAACAGAUGGUAAAUCAGAUUAUGCUAACGGGAAAUUGCUGAUUAGGAUGAGUCCAUGUUCCUGAUUAUAUUAUGUAUAUAUUAUUACUAUAUUACAUGUAUUAUUAUGUAUGUAAAUUUUGGUCUAUGACCGUAAAUAAACAUGACUAUGACUAUGACUAACAGUGGAGCACUUGUGGAAUUGUCCAUCAGAGGGUGGACUGGUUUGGCCUCCAGACCAUCAACCCAGCGGAGUGGUCUCUCAAUCUUCAUGUCUUCCAACAUCUGACCAGAGCACUGGACACUCCCACGGUAGACUUGUUUGUGACAUCCCGCAAUUGCCAGCUUCCAGGGUUCUACUCCAGGUUUCCGUCUCCCCAAGCGGAAGCAACAGACGCCCUAGCAGCCCCUUGGCUCAAAGACUGCUUUUAUGCUUUUCCUCUGGCUAUCAUAAGCAAAGUCCUGAAGAAACUUAUCCUCGGGAGAGCGAUUCUCAUCCUCAUUGCUCCCCACUGGCCCAGAAGACCGUUGUUCACUGAUCUGGUGUGGUCUCCUGUGUCAGGGACCAGUCCUGUACCCGGACCCAGACUGGGCAUCACUGCACAGUGCCGCCACCUCUGCGACCUUCUCUGUCAAUGCCCCCCUGCAGGUAAUUUGCCAGGCAGCUACCUGGUCCUUGGCCACUUCUUUCAUCAAGCACUACAAGAUCGCUUCCUUCCAUUGCGCCCAGGCAGCAUUGGGCUGUACAUUUCUGCAGCAGGUGGUCUGAACAUCCGCUUCCCUCCUUCUCUGUUACUUCUGCUUGGGCAUGUCCCUCUAUUUGAGGAUGACCUAUGUUACUCCAGAAAAGGAAACAUUGGUCUUACCUGAAAAGGGUUCUUUUUUGCAGUAAUUGGAAGUCAUCUGACCCUCCCACAGAUGUUUUUUAACUCUACGACUCUCCUGAUGCCCUGUUGAGGGGGGAUUGCCAGGUCAACUCUCAGGGUAUAAGAGUUUUUUUCUGUCCUCCUCUUCACCUGUUGACUUGUGUGUCAGCUAUGUUUGUAUCUUGUAUCACCAUUAUCUAGGUCUCUACAUCUCUCAUGUACACUGUGUACUUUGGCGCGACAGUCCAGAACUGGGAAUUUGCCACCACCUAGUUUCUUCUGGAAAUUCUGCUUUUGAACCAAAUCCUGUCUCUUCCUGAGGACACCCUCUAUUCAAGGAUGACCUCCAUUACUGCGAAAAAGAACCCUUCACAGGUCAGACCAUCAGACCAAUGAUUCUUUCUCCUGCUGCCUUAGUAAAUGGUUGCAAGUUUGUGACCUGGUCUGCCUGAGGAGCCGGUUCUAGCUGAUUUAAUCUUCUCCUAACCAAGCAAGAACAAACACCAAAGUGUGUCCUGAUCCCUUUUCUGCAGCCAGCUCACCAAACCACCCUCAUAGCUGUGUCUUGAACCCUUUCCGAGCCAGAGGAAAACUCCAAGACUGGGUUGAUGAUGGCUGCUGGAGCUAAAGCAUGACCUUGCCCUUUUCGUGAGGACACUUAGCCAACCUCGCACCUCUGACCCGACACUCUUCCUACUCUGCUGAAACCUGGCAGAUGCAUGGUAGACUUGGGGCCUUUUCCCAGGCAUAAGCCCCCUCUGCUUUUGUUUUCAUUUGUAGAUGAGGGCACAAUCUUCUCCCUACCGUUUUCUUCCCACCAACGUAGUGGUGGUCCUCCCACCCGUACUUCAUAGUAUGGGCUUUCCCCCACCACUUUCUAGCUCCAGGUUGUGGGUGUGUGUACCUGGAAUGGCCAUUGGCUGGAGGAGGAGGGUCAGCCACUGGGAGGUACUUUAGGAUGACUGACAGGGAAGAGGGCCCUUCAGAGUCAGUGAUGUGGGAAUCCCUGGCACCUUGAGCCCUGUUCAGGCAGACAGCUUUGCCAUGCUGCCACUGCAGGGCCCCUUUUUAUAGUCAGGAGGUUGACUUCAGCCACAUCACCUUCCUAAAGGAGAUGGCAUUUUGCCAGGUGCCUGCUUUUGACCAGGCCACUGCUAUACAAGUACCAGGUCUCAGUCACCACAACACAGUCUUUUUGUGGUUUUGGCUGGGCCCCUCUCCACAGACUACCAUCUUUCCCAGUUGCCUGGCCUUGGCUGGAUCAGUACAGGAAGGGCUGCUGCACCUGUCCUAAACCAUAAUGUGAGCAGCACUGCACUAGGCUACUGGCCUUGACCAUGCUCUGCUACAAGAAUUUCUUUCCCUGCUUCUGCCUUUCUGACUUUGACCAUGGCACCUUUUGAGCCCUGCCUGGAGUAGGCCAUUUUUAGACCUGCAUGCAGUGACCCACCCACCUUCCCUUCCGGUGACGAGUUCAUUGCUAGCUGAGUGAUCAGCAGAACCUUGGUUGCUUGGAGGCAGCCCCAUUGCCACCAGGUAACCACCACUCCUCCCUGCUGUGUUUGGCAGCAGAGUACCCUUCCCUUUUCCUGACUGUAAGUAUCUUCAGGGAAGAAGAGUGGCAUUCUGUAGAUGGGAAGGGUAUCCUGAGAAUCUGCCUUUGCAAGACUCAGCCCCUCAGGCAGCCCCUCUACCUAUUCAUCACAUUGUCUAAUGUAAAAUCGGCAGCACCAUAGUUCUCCAUGGUACUUACAGAAUGGACUGGAAAAUUAUUACAUUGUAUCCAUGGAGGGCUUUAUGAUAAUAAUGAUGUGGGUGUUAGGGAUGUGCAUGAACCGGGUGGUUCGAAGCUCAAAGGCAGCGGGGGUUGCACUUUAAGGGCGAGGGUGCACUUUAAGGGCGGGGGAGGAUGCACUCACCCCUCUCUCCGCCUUUGCACCGCUGGCACCCGGUACUUCUUGAAUCCUACGGGGCGGCAGCGUACUUCCCUGCCGCCCUGUUCGCUCUUCGGCCGGAAGUAGCUG
Messenger RNA from Hemicordylus capensis (graceful crag lizard), 5634 nucleotides. RefSeq names its product mitochondrial ribosomal protein L19 (gene MRPL19). Bases 1749 to 2807 code for a protein of 352 amino acids. Gene Ontology annotation, cellular component: mitochondrial large ribosomal subunit; ribosome. Lineage: Eukaryota; Metazoa; Chordata; Lepidosauria; Squamata; Cordylidae. The transcript has 4 exons. Gene Ontology annotation, biological process: translation. The record is from RefSeq and is a predicted model, not a curated record. Gene Ontology annotation, molecular function: structural constituent of ribosome.